AUUAUCAGUGGCAAGAUGGUGGCCACCAGAAGAGGAACACGCGUUGGCUCCCCUGUGAAAAAUAAAAGCGAUGAAAGCUCAGGAGCAACGGUUCCCAUUUCUUCUUCAAGACCAACACGUCGCAAAAUUGCAAUGGAGGAGAACCAGACUCAAUCCGAGCUCACUGGUGAUUCCCAGCCGGGUGAACCAAAGGACGACAGUGCUGCCCCUACUAUACCAGCCACUCCCCCUAAGCGAGAGACCAGAAGAUCCACUCGUCGCCCUGUUGACAAAAAACAACCAGACUCUACCCAUGAAGCCGAUGUUUCAGAUUCAGAGUCCUGCUGCUCUGUAGCCUCGAAUGUGCAGGCGACACCUAGAACUCGAUUGAGGACUGUGGCUCGAAAUAAACCUGAAGUUCCUUCAAAAGAUGACGAAUCAGAAGUGGAAUCCUGCUCAUCUGCGGUUUCUGCGACCCGAACGCGAAGAUCCCUGAGGAAACGUGUGCAGACUCCAGCAGCAUCCAAAGCCCCUAAGACUGAGGACGGUGAUCUGUCCGAAGCAGAGUCUUGGAGCUCUGCGAUCUCUCUCACCAAGGUUAUAGACACUCGCAGGAUAACUAGGAGUCGCAGGAAAACUGCCGUCGUGGCCAAAGAAGCAGAUCCAUCUGAACCCGAGUCAUGUUCUUCCAAUGUUUCUUGCUCAGUGGUUCGCAGGUCCACACGAAUUCGGAGCGGGAAACCAACCGAGCCGAUCCCUUUGAGCUUAGAGGACUCCACGGAUGUCCCAUCCUCUCCAGUGUCAAAGAGGCUAAUAGACCGGAUACGCAAGACAGAGUCGGGACCCGCGGAAGAGGUUUGCGACUCUGACGAAUACAAGUCUGGUCCUAGCACGAGUCCCUGGAGAUCAGGUAGGCGUCAGGCGAGACGGGGCGCUGUGGUUGGCGAUUCAGAUUCUGAAUCGGCAGCUACCGAUGUUUCUUUGAGAGGAAGGGGGACUCCUUGCAGUAGCCGAACUGGCUCUGCCAGUAGUAGCCGUGCCGUUCCUGUAACCAGGACAAGAAGUAAAGCAAGCGUUACGUCUGAUUUGGUUGAGGAAGAGGAAAAGGGUGAGGAGCAUGGACCACUACCUUCUCAGUCAGAAAGUGUUGUGGCACCAAAUGCAGAUGACACGGAGGAACUAAUGGACAGUACCAUGACUGAGGAAACAGCUACAGAUAUUACUUUAGUUCUUGAUCCGGAUGAGCCUGUUCAGGGAAGUUCGGAUGCACAAGUUGACACACUAGAACCUCAGCACAUGCCAGAAACCGAUGCUCCGCUUGGUGCUGUUUCUGUACCUGAUAGCGCAAAGCUAGAGGAACGCUGUGCGACUGAAAAACAGACGCAUGGGGAAAAAGCGAUGGAUGAAUUGGCAGUCACUGAGGACAAAGAAGAGGCCGCAGAUGUUGCCAUGGAGAAUAAUGAGCCAGAGUUUGUGAAAGCGAAGGAUGAUGCUGUGCAAUGUCUGGUUGAGAAAGAUGCUGAGGAGAUUGUAUGUGAAGAUGAAGAUGUAGCAAAUAAAAUCGUUACGGCAAGCGUGCACGAAACAUCCAUAUUGGUAAAUGAUGCAGAACACCCAUGCUCAAGCUCACAAGUCAAUUUAACUGCGACAGAGCAACUACAUAAAAUAUCUCAUACGGGUAAAGAAAGGAUCAGUUUACUAGACAGCAGUGAGGAUGAGGAGGGUUCUGAUGAAGGUCUGUCUGCAGAUGAAGAGGAGGGUUUUUCACAGGAAGCUGUGGAUGGGAUCUGCGAAGAAGAAAUGAUGAGCCCUGAUGAAGGUCAGUCGUCGGUGAAUCACAGUAAUGGACUGUUUGUCAUAGACACAAGGCCCGGACUUCAGCCUGAUGAAAAGUACUACGUUGAUGCAAAGCAAAUCGAGGAUGUGGAUGAAGAGGAAUUUGUUGAUGAGGAGGAGGAUGACGAGGAUGAAGAUUCUGAAGUGCUCUUUACACCAAGAAGAUCUUUGACGCAGUUUUCAAGUACUAUUGACCCAGGUCUGAAAAUAAAGGAACUUGGUGGUUUGUACAUCACUUUUGAUGGAAGCAAGUCAAAACAUCUUUCCAGUGGUUUGAAAACUCAGGACAAAAAUAAAGUAGAUGAGUUGCUGAAGAAAAGUGUAAUUGAUGCUGAUUUUGAGAAGAAAGAUGCUGCGCCUCCAUACAAAGAAUCAAAGAAUGCUGCUAAACUUAAGCGAAAGAUGGAACGAGAGAAGACCACUGGUGAUGGCUGGUUUAACAUGAAGGCCCCUGAAUUAACAGAAGAGCUCAAAAAUGAUCUGAAGGUCCUGAAGAUGCGCUCAGCUUUGGACCCAAAGCGCUUCUACAAGAAGAAUGACAGAGAGGGAUUUCCCAAAUACUUUCAGGUGGGUACAGUGGUUGACAGCCCUGUAGACUUCUAUAGUUCCCGAAUCCCUAAGACUCAGAGAAAGAGGACAGUCGUGGAGGAGCUGCUCGCUGAUGCAGAGUUUAGAAGCAAUAACAAAAAGAAAUACCAGGAGAUCAUGACAGAAAAGGCAGCACAGGCGGCUGGCAAGAUGAACAAAAAGAAGCAUAAAUUCCAUAAAAAGAAAAUAAAUAAAUAAUUCCUUUAGACACAUCCAACAUUUCUUUAAGUCUUUUUAGUCAUUGAACAAUAAUUGUACAAAUACAUUUUGACAUUCAUACCAUAUAAAAUGCUUAUCUGUACAGCAGAACACCAGUGCAUAUAAAAAGAUUUGUUAGGGCAGAUGAUGUACAUCUCGCUGACUUUGUAUUCACAAUAAAUCAAGUCAUGAAACUA
Paramisgurnus dabryanus is the source of this 2798-nucleotide messenger RNA. RefSeq names its product deoxynucleotidyltransferase, terminal, interacting protein 2 (gene dnttip2). Gene Ontology annotation, molecular function: RNA binding. Gene Ontology annotation, cellular component: nucleolus. Gene Ontology annotation, biological process: RNA processing. Lineage: Eukaryota; Metazoa; Chordata; Actinopteri; Cypriniformes; Cobitidae. The record is from RefSeq and is a predicted model, not a curated record.